CCCCCCCCCCCCCCGCCCUGUCAUCACUCUUUACGAAGAGACCAAAAGCUGAGAAUAGGUGUCUCUUGUGGGUAAAGUUCGACGUAUAAUACCUAAAUUUGGGUUAGGUUUUUAGUGAAAAUAGUGGCAAAAUUCCGAAAUAAAAAUCCUAUAUAGAAGUUCCUAUAUUUUCGAAAAUUUGCAAUCGGACCCCAGGUUUAGUUAUUAAUUAAUAAAAAUAAUUUUGAAAAACCUAAAUCAUGUCAACAUCAUAUUUUUGAUAUAGUAAAUUUAUUUAAAUAAGUUAAAAUUGAAAUUUUAUUUUAUUCUUUAACUUUAGAUUUCUCAUUCACAAGAAUGUCAAGCAUGUGAUCAAUUAAUUAAACAAAUAUGUUUAUCACAUGGAACUGAACGUGAAGUUUUAUGUACUAAUGAAACUGGUUAUACAAAAACAUUUACAUGUGGUGAACCAUGUGGAAAAUUACUUUCAUGUGGUCAUCAUAUAUGUACAAAAACAUGUCAUGAUGGACCAUGUUCAGAUUGUUUAUUAUUACCAGAAAAUUCUCAAUGUCAUAAUGGACCAUGUCCAUCAUGUAGUAAACAAUUAAUUGUUCAAUGUCGUUGUGGAAAAUCAAGUAAAUCAAUAUCAUGUAUAGAAACAUCGGAAUAUAAUCCAAUAACAAAUCCUUUUCGAUGUAAGGGUGGGUGUGGGUGUGGGUGUCGGUUUUGAGUGUGGGUGUGGGUGUGGGUGUGGGUGUGGGGGGGGGUGUCGGUGUGGAGGGGCGGGGGCGGAGGGGGAGGUGCGGACCGGGGGCGCGCCGCUGGGGCGC
This is a messenger RNA of Rotaria sp. Silwood2, 809 nucleotides long. The record is from the annotation of a GenBank genome assembly. NCBI's taxonomy places the organism in Eukaryota, Metazoa, Rotifera, Eurotatoria, Philodinida, Philodinidae.